AUUCCUCUCUUCUCAAAGCAACAGAUGCGUACAAGAAGACACGUCCGCUUCAACCUCCGAGAGAUGCUGCGCUACUUAAUUACCAACUCCCACCUCUCCAUCCAACUAACCGGGAACGAGAACACAACACACACGAGCAUCCGAUCAUGGAGUCGCGUGAAGGCAGAGAAACUCGGGAUCGGAAGAGAACGGCACACCUAAGAGUCGGCGGCAGCGAUGGCGGUGAUGGGGGCGGCGUUAGGAUUGAAGGGGUUCUUGUGUGGGGAGGAACUCUGGCGAUUGCGAGCCUGAUGGCCCUCUUCACGAUCAGAGUGAAGAAGAGGGACUCGAGCCGGUGCCCGUGUGGACCCGGGAAGCUUAAGAUCAAGGCGACUGAAGAAGGAGGAGGAGGAGAAGGUGACGAAAACGGAGGCCUUCUUGUCGUUCUUCAGGAUCAGAGUUCUCCUACGGGUCCUCUUACUCCGCGUAACUCCUCAUGUUGCAUAGGCGGAAGCUAUGGUGGAUCCUCGACAACGGAUUUAGCUCACUUGGAUUGCUGUGAUUCUGCGUCGGGUCAGAGUUUGACGUCGGAGGAAAAGCCUGCUGCUUUUGAGACGGAUGAGGAGAAAGAGCCUCAUCAAGAGACUGUCUUUUCUGAAGGUGCAAAAACAGAGAGCGUCGCGUCCUUUAGUGAUUAUUCCGUGGUCGAAGAUGGUUCGCCGCCGCCAGCUAUGCAAGAUCCCGCUCUAGCCACUGAUGACUGGAAUGAAGAGACGGAAAACCAUCUCAAGAAGCAAAUUAUUCAUGCAUCGAGUGAGGUCGAUGAAUUCGAUCAUGUAGCUGAUGAAGCGCUGAAGGCGGAAGUAGUUGAAUCGGCAGAUUCUGUCGAAGAAGAAGAAGAAGAAGAAGGCAGCGGCGAUGAUGAACAAGCGGAAGAAGUCGAGGGAAGCUCGGAAGAAUCAGGGGACUCUAGUCCUGAAUUGAAUGCUGACGCGAUAUGGACAUGGGAAAUGAUCGAUGAGGCAGUGAAGACAAUUACUGAGGAUCGUGCAGACGUGACCAAGAUCAACAAGCAAGAGAACGAUUCCAUCAUCCACGAGGAAGGGGAGGAAGAUGAAGUUGGAGAUGAUACUAGUGAAAACCCUGCAGACUUAACAGCUUUACACGAGAAUGGAUUGGGCUUGGAGGAGCCUGUCGCGGGGAAUCAUUGGACAACACGCUUCCUGAGGCCGCCGAUCUGGAUUUGGUAUGUCCUGCUGCUGUUGAUCUUGCUGUCAUUCCUAGUUCACAGUAGCAGCAUCAGGAGUUUCGCGAUGAAUAGACGUGACCUCGCCAUUAAAUGAAGUUCUCACAGUCGCAGAUCAGUCGGGAGGAUUUGAGACUUCUUUUAAUUCAAGCAUUCCAAUCUUUUGCUCUGUCUUAAGAAUCAUCUUAAACUGUGUUAGAACUCGGUCCUAACUCCUGCUGAAUACUGAACUCGAUGGGGGACGACAAUGAAAACAUGGGGAAAAUAUUGCACAACAGAAGGUUAAACAUAUCAUUCAUAUCCUUCUUUUACAUUAGUUUUCGAACAUCGAUAUUCUCGCAGCAAUCCAUUUAUUCAAAUUCCUCAAGAGGCGCUCUCACAGAUGCCGCAUCCCCAGGAAGCACCCGAUGAAGUUUUUCUCUCUCAUUUUCUUUUCCUCACUAUUUAGGUGAACCUAGUCGACGUUUGUGGCCGAACAUGGCAUCUAUAUAGGGUUAUCCAUUGUAAUUUGAUUUACUGUUAUGGGCUUCGCAAGUAUAAAACCAGACUACUCCCGUGACUUCGAAAGCGAAGAUAACCACUCAUAACUUGCACAUU
This is a messenger RNA of Rhodamnia argentea, 1822 nucleotides long. RefSeq lists its product as uncharacterized. NCBI's taxonomy places the organism in Eukaryota, Viridiplantae, Streptophyta, Magnoliopsida, Myrtales, Myrtaceae. The coding region runs from base 147 to 1322 and encodes 391 amino acids. The record is from RefSeq and is a predicted model, not a curated record. The transcript has 3 exons.